This is a messenger RNA of Mesorhabditis belari, 402 nucleotides long. Lineage: Eukaryota; Metazoa; Nematoda; Chromadorea; Rhabditida; Rhabditidae. The record is from the annotation of a GenBank genome assembly.
AUGGUGGAUCAAUUGGUCGGCAAAUGGGAUCUCGUCUCAUCGGAGGGAUUCGACGAGUACUUGAAAGAGGUCGGAGUCGGGUUGAUGACCCGGAAAAUCGCCUCGAACCUCAAACCGACGCUGAUCUUCGAGAAAAAUGGCGAUGAAUGGUCGAUGACGUCAAAGUCGACUUUCAAGACGUUCACCGUGAAAUGGGUGAUGGACAAGGAAUUCGACGGGGAAACGGCUGAUGGAAGAAAGGUGAAAGCGAAAUUCUCGGUCGAUGGCGACAAGUUGAUCCAGGAGGAGAAAGGCGAAAACGGAAAGAACAGCCGAUUCGAGCGUUUCCUCGAGGACGGAAAGCUCAAAAUUGUGUGCGAAAGCAAUGGUGUGAAAAGCGUGCGGGUUUACGAGCGAACGCCU